UGGGGUUCAGGAACGAUGCAGCCGCCAGCCGGUGGGGCCGUGCCAGGGCGAGGUGGGGCUGAGGCAGGCGGGGCGGUGGGUGUCAGGCUGCGCUGCUCUGUGCCCGCCUGCAGGUCGGACGUGGUGGUUCUCUGCUUCUCCCUGGCCAACCCCAACUCCCUGCGCCACGUGAAGACCAUGUGGUUCCCGGAGAUCAAGCACUUCUGCCCACGGACGCCCAUCGUGCUGGUCGGCUGCCAGCUGGACCUGCGCUAUGCUGACCUGGAGGCCGUCAACCGUGCCCGGCGCCCGCUGGCCAAGCCCAUCCGGCCCACAGACAUUCUGCCGCCGGAGCGGGGCCACGAGGUGGCCAAGGAGCUGGGGGUGCCGUACUACGAGACGAGUGUGGUGGCCCAGUUCGGCAUCAAGGAUGUUUUUGACAACGCCAUCCGGGCUGCCCUCAUCUCCCGCCGCCACCUGCAGUUCUGGAAGUCCCACCUGAAGAAGAUGCAGAAGCCCCUGCUGCAGGCGCCCUUCCUGCCCCCCAAGCCGCCCCCACCUGUCAUCCACGUCCCAGAGCCCAUCUGCAGAGGAGGCCAGGGCCCCGCAGCCCUCUUCUCCACCUCCCUGUGCGCCGACGUGCUCUUCCAGCUGCAGGGCGGGCACCGGGUCUUUGCCCAUCGCAUCUUCCUGGCCACCUCCUGCUCCAAGUUCUACGACCUC
Pelodiscus sinensis (Chinese soft-shelled turtle) is the source of this 702-nucleotide messenger RNA. The record is from RefSeq and is a predicted model, not a curated record. NCBI's taxonomy places the organism in Eukaryota, Metazoa, Chordata, Testudines, Trionychidae.